AUGGAGGAGUGCGCUUGCCUCUGCAGUGUGGGCUCUUUACGGGGUUGUAAGUGUCAUCAGAAGCACCAGAGCCCAGCUGAGACCUCAGCAGCCAAUGGCAAGCCGUCCCCCGCAGAAAAGCAAGUCGAGGCAGACGCUGCAGCUCGGUGCUGUGCGGGGAGUGGAGGAAUCCUGAGCCCCAUGCCGCCCCUGCCCCCGCGCCCCUGCCCUGCUCUGCAGGACUUUCCGGUGGAGAUGCUGGUGGAGAUCUUCGCCUCACUUCCCGGCAGCGACCUGCCCAGCCUGGCCCAGGUCUGCACCAAAUUCCACCACAUCCUGCACACUGACAGCAUCUGGAGAAGGCGCUGCCGCGAGGAGUUUGGCAUUCGUGAAAAUUUGCAGAACCCGGAGAUGAUCAGUAUGUCUUAUCGAGAAGUCUAUGCGAAGCUGUUCCCAUACAGACACAUUUUGGGGUUGUGGCAGCUAAAUUAUAGCUGUAGAACACUGCUGAAUGUCGUGGUGGACGGCUUAUGCAUUACUGGUUGGUCGUACAGGCCUUCCCUUAACACCCAUGUGCAUGGCCCAAUACAUUUCAAGCCCUCGUUCCGAAUUCGCCUGAUGGAGCGGAAAUCAGCCACGGUGGAGUGCAUAGCAGGCCUCCUCAGCAGGCCCCACAGCGGCCACAUGCAGAUUCAGAAGGACAGGCUCACCAUCCAGUGCAAGAGGACAGACCACGGAACGGAUUCACCAACGCUGCUUAGGGGAGAACGGGGGCGGGGUCGGGUGCAGGAGGACAGACAGUGGUAUGACUGCCUGACCUACCGCCGCCUCUACCUCCCGCCUCGCCACUCGGACGACCUCAUCCGGCCAGGCCUCUUCCAAUACUACUAUGAUACCUUCAGCCUAAAGAUUGCCAUGCUCAGCUUCCAUGGGAAGUAUGCCAGGGUCACCAAUAUCACGGGAGACUCCAGCGGGAUGUUAGAGAUCCACCUCAGGCGCCGCAUCCAGCUGCCAGAUGGCGAGUUCUUCCGCAACUUCAACGAGCUCUCCCGCGUGGUCCGGGAGAUGGACGAGCAGGUGACCCGGGAGCAGCAGCAGCAGCAGCAAGAAGACCGGACUGAGGACAGCCAGGGCCAUGGCUGGCAGAGCCCUGCCCAGCCCAGCGCCGGGGAGUCCGGGGCCGCAGCUUCGGAGGAGCAGCCGGUCCCGUUUGUGCUGCCUGUGGGCGUGCGCUCAAUAGACCAGAACUACCCCCGGACCUGCAGGAUGUGUUUCUAUGGCGUGGACACUGUUACUGUUGGCUUACGUGGCUUCUCCUAUACCAGGCACUUACCUGGAGUCUUCAUCCUGUUCAAUGAGAACCACGUCGGGUUCAUCUGGCUGGAGGCGAAAUACUUCUUCCUGUAUGGCAGAGUCCAGAACACCUUCCAGAAUGUGGAGGCGCCAUCCCCGCAGGCCUUCCUGGAGAUGCUCAAAAACACUCAGUCCGGACCCCCUGGGAGGAGCAGCUUGCAUGCACUUUGAAGAUUUGACCUUCUGACCAGGUUACCCACCUUUGUUUGUUUUUAUAAUCCUCACCCGAGGGUAUUUUCCCAUUGAUGUUUAGAGAGAGUGGGGGAGAGAGGGAAAGACAGAAAUAAUUGAUGUGAGAGAAACACAUCAGUUGGUUGCCUCCUGCCCAAGCCCGGACCAGGGCCAGGCUGGGUAGGAGUCAGCAACUGAGGUAGAAAUAAACCUUAGACCAAUGGUCUCAACCUUCCUAAUGCCGCGACCCUUUAAUACAGUUCCUCAUGUUGUGGCGACCCCCAAUUUCAUUGUUACCAAUUGAACAUAAUUAAAGCAUAGUGAUUAAUCACAAAAACAAUACGUAAUUAUAUAUGUGUUUUCCGAUGGUCUUAGGUGACCCCUGUGAAAGGGUCGUUCGACCCACAGGUUGAGAACCGCUACCUUAGACCUUUCCAUCCACAGGUCUAGGCUCUAUCCAUUGAGCCAAACCAGCUAGGGCUGAGCAUGUCUUUUUAAAAAGAAAGAAAGAAAAA
Messenger RNA from Myotis daubentonii (Daubenton's bat), 2018 nucleotides. RefSeq names its product F-box only protein 31-like. Lineage: Eukaryota; Metazoa; Chordata; Mammalia; Chiroptera; Vespertilionidae. The record is from RefSeq and is a predicted model, not a curated record.